AUGAUUUCUUCAUUCGUUGGCUGGAUUCUGUUCUCUUCCUCUUCGUCUUCCUCUUCGUCUUCCUCUUCUUCCUCCCAAUGCGAAGAAGAAGAAGAAGACGAUGACGACUACAUUUCGACUCACAAUAUUGACAUUAUCAUCAACGACGAGGAGGAGAAAAAGAAAAAAGACGUCGUCUCGACUGACGAUGAUCGCAAUAUUCCAGUCGGCAUAGCUGUCACCGACGCCUCCGCGUCUGUCACCUUAGCACUCCCCGCCACUGCCGCUGCGGUAGGGGAUCGCCCUCCGAUUACAACCACCACCACCACCACCGUCAUCGGCAAUCGAAAACGGCGUCGCAAUGACGACGACGACGACAGAGAUGCUCGGAGAUCACUGUUCCAUAGGAUUUGGACCAAGGAGGACGAGAUGGAGCUCUUGCAAGGGUUCCUGGAUUACAAAACGCGACGUGGCAGCACUCACUGCAACGACACCGCAUUGUUCUACGACCAAAUCAGGUCCAAGCUCCAGGUGGUUUUCAACAAGAACCAACUCUUCGAAAAGCUCCGCAGGCUAAAGAAGAAGUACCGGAACUUUCUUUACAAAAUCGACUCCGACAAAGAUUUUUCUUUUAGGAGCGCUCACGAUCAGGCCACGUUUGAAAUUUCUCGUAAGAUCUGGGGCGUGGACGAUGAUCAUGAUCAUGAACCAAGUCCUAACCUUGAGGACCUCAAUCUUGUCAAUGUUAAGGUGGAGAGCGAGGAAGUUGUCGGUGAUUCGAGGCCUCCCAAGGCGAUAAAAUCGAAUAAUGGGUCGGCGUCAAACCACAAAAACAUCGACAACGAUGAUCAUAACGAUAAUAUUGAGGAGACAAUGAGGAGUAGUUGUUUGUCGCCGUUGUUUAAGGAGUUGUUGAGUAAUGCCUUCAGUCCGAUGUCGGCGCCAUUGAGUCCUGCCGGGGUGUCGGCGACGACAAUGAAUUUGCGGAGCGGGGAAGCGGUGGAUGAGAAGUGGAGGGAGCAACGGAUUUUGGAGUUGGAGGAGUAUUCGAAGCGGUUGGAGUUAAUACAGGAUCAGAUUAAGGGAGCAUUGGAGGAAUUGCGGUCUAUGGGAGGGUGAUGGAACUUAAUUUGUAGACUUUUUGGGUCUUUGAUUUUCUUCUCUC
Alnus glutinosa is the source of this 1144-nucleotide messenger RNA. RefSeq names its product probable transcription factor At5g28040. Bases 1 to 1098 code for a protein of 365 amino acids. The record is from RefSeq and is a predicted model, not a curated record. The transcript has a single exon. Gene Ontology annotation, cellular component: nucleus. Gene Ontology annotation, biological process: regulation of DNA-templated transcription. Lineage: Eukaryota; Viridiplantae; Streptophyta; Magnoliopsida; Fagales; Betulaceae.